This is a messenger RNA of Sinocyclocheilus rhinocerous, 3413 nucleotides long. RefSeq names its product NUMB endocytic adaptor protein (gene numb). NCBI's taxonomy places the organism in Eukaryota, Metazoa, Chordata, Actinopteri, Cypriniformes, Cyprinidae. The transcript is spliced from 9 exons. The record is from RefSeq and is a predicted model, not a curated record. The annotation marks the transcript as partial. Gene Ontology annotation, biological process: positive regulation of neurogenesis. Gene Ontology annotation, cellular component: cytoplasm; cytoplasmic vesicle; basolateral plasma membrane.
UAUCUGGGGCACGUGGAGGUCGAGGAGUCUCGUGGCAUGCACAUCUGUGAAGAUGCCGUCAAGAGAUUGAAGACGGACAGAAAGUUCUUCAAGGGCUUCUUUGCAAAAGCGGGUAAGAAGGCCGUGCGAGCGGUGCUCUGGGUGUCUGCGGAUGGCCUGAGGGUCGUAGAUGACAAGACAAAGGAUCUCAUUCUGGACCAGACGAUAGAGAAGGUUUCCUUCUGUGCGCCGGAUCGUAAUUUUGAGCACGCCUUCUCCUACAUCUGCAGAGACGGGACCACGCGCCGCUGGAUCUGCCACUGCUUCAUGGCCAUCAAGGACUCUGGCGAGCGUCUGAGCCAUGCGGUGGGCUGUGCGUUUGCUGCAUGUCUGGAGCGCAAACAGAAGAGGGAGAAAGAGUGCGGGGUCACGGCCACUUUCGAUGCCAACCGCACCACUUUCACACGGGAGGGAUCCUUCCGCGUCACCACAGCCACGGAGCAGGCCGAGCGAGAGGAGGUCAUGAGACAACUGCAGGAUGCCAAGAAAGACUCUGAGGGUGUGUUGGGCAGCUCCUCUGUCAGCGUGUCUAACCCUGUGGUCACCCUCGCUGGACCCAAUGGCUCGUCAUCCUCCCCUCCUCUGCCCAUGGCCACACUGGCCCCUCAGGAAGCCAAUCCUCACGCCAUCCCGCGACGCCACGCCACCGUGGAUGCUAUUGCGCGCCAGGGCUCGUUCAGGGGCUUCCCUGCGCUCAGUCAGAAGACCUCUCCCUUCAAACGGCAGAUGUCGCUGCGCAUGAACGAGCUGCCCUCCACCAUGGAGCGCAAGUCAGACUUCCCCAUCAAAAACACUGUGCCGGAGGUGGAGGGUGAGGGCGACAGCAUCAGCUCUCUGUGCACUCAGAUCACAUCCACCUUCAGUGGGCCUCCAGAGGACCCGUUCUCCUCCGCACCAAUGCCCAAACCCGCCUCCUCACCACAGUCACCCUCUGCUCCAGUUAAUGGUGCAGUUCCUGCCUUCCCGCCGCCUAGUGUCACUGUAACUACUGCAGCUAACUCACCCGUGCUGCCGCCCCCGCUGCCUGUCCGAGAGACUAACCCCUGGGCCAAGACCCCAAACACAGCCCCCACCACAGCACACAUAGGGAGCGAGUGGCCAAAUCCUACACCCGCAGCGGGAGCCCUACCCACCGUCAAUGCAAAUCUUUCUACACUUACCUCCUCUCACAAACGUACGCCAUCGGAAGCCGACCGCUGGCUGGAGGAGGUGACCAAGUCUGUGCGAGCCCACCAACCCGCAGCCGUCACGAGAACCAACACGCCUCCCACUCAGCAGCCCUUCCCCGUCCCAGCCCUCACCCCUAUGGCACCUGGCCCUUCUGCACCCUUCAUGCCAGGCAUCCCUCCAUCUGCGGUCCCUACCGUACCUCCACGCCAGCCGGCUUUCCACGCUCAGGCGCCGGCGUCCUUCCCAGUGUCCAAUGGAAUCCCAUUUGUGCAACCAACCUUUCCGGUGGUUGGCAUUACACCUUCGCAGAUGGUGGCCAACGUGUUCGGUUCUGCCACGCAAACUCAGCCCAUCCCGGUACCUGUUCAAGUGCCCCAGGCGCAGCUCCAGUCUUCACCCUUCUCCACACCACCAACAGGCCAGUUUGACACCCAGGCGGUGUGCAGCCCCUUCGGCAAACCACUCCUACCUCCGGUGACAAACGCCACAGUGCUGCAGCCACCGAAAGUCAAUGCCACAUUUAAUGGGGCUAACAGCUGGGCAGCAGUGUCGUCACCUGCGCAGUCUGUGGCAGUGCAGCAACAGGCCGAUGCCUUCGAGGCCCAGUGGGCCGCACUGGAGAGCCGCUCGCAGCAACGCACCGCUCCAUCACCCACAAACCCCUUCUCCACCGAGCUCCAUAAGACAUUUGAGAUCCAACUCUAAGGACACACAGUGCACACAAAGCGACGCUGAAGGACAAUGCGAUGGACAUUCAUGGAGAGACGACUAUAGAGGGAACGACCCCGCAAACCACUUCAGCUCCAUAUCUCCGUCUUUCGAUUUCUUUGUCUGUUCGUCCGUGUCUGGUUUUGGCUUGUGACAUGAACAAAUGGAGACAAGGGGGUUAAUGAAGGUGCCCCCCAGAAACGAAGCGAGUACAACAUUUGGCAUUUAUGGCGCAUUUAUGUCCAAGAUGAAUUAGAGUGACAAGAUGAUGGUAAAAGGAAUCUUUAGAUGCUCUAACGUUGACCCUGUAUUGUUCAGUACUCCCUCGACCCCGACUAACCCAUCUCACAGCGCCCCCUAGCAGGCUGGAUGACUGCUCCCUACCUGAAUGACGAGGCACUUCACAGACCUUCCGGGUUCACGAGGUUCUUGUAGAACUUCGCAAUCAGAAGAGGAAGAAGCAUGAGAAUGCCAAAAUCUUUAUUUUUAUGCAUUAAGUAUAUUUUAAAUAGCUUUGAAAUUUAACUGAAGAGCUGUAAAUAAUCUUUCCAAAGGUGCAGGCUUAUUUUGUGUGCAUACAGGAACAGAGCAUAUAUAUAUAUAGGCGUGAAGGGAUGGUUUUCAUUUCUCGUCUCUAUUCAGUUUUAGUCUUCUGGCCACCAUGCAUAGUUUGGAUGUUCAUCUUUUGUAAAUAGAUAAUCCAUAUGGACCCAGACUGGGUUCGAGGAUCUUUAAAUCACACAGAUCCCAGACAAUGUUAUCUAUCUUUCGUGCUGUCAUUUUAACCUUAUUUUUUUGUACUAUAAUAUGAGUACUUUGAUUUCUAUUGCCUACAUAUCGUUAUCAUUUUUUAGCACAUUUUUUAUGAAUUUUAACACUAUUGACAGUGUCAUCUGUCAAGCCACUUUUAUUUUAUUUCGAUAAGAAGAUUCUCAUUUUAGCACAAGCACUGUACUAAUCGAUCAUUUGGCCACUUACGGUUGAUGUGACAUCAGUCUGUGGCGUUAGUGAGCUAUGAUGUUCACUGUCUUGAAAUGACCUGUGUUUCCAACUCUACAAUGAUUGCAGUGAAUUUUUCCCCCUGAUUUUCAUGCAAUCCCAUCAACCCUUUUGUUUUAUCAGACGUAAAGAUGAUCGGUCCUGUUUUUAGGUUUUGAUUCCAUUUUGUAAGUAUUGCAUUGUAUUAUUCCAAUUCUUUACGGAAAAUUGAAUCUAAAAGAUUGAAUAAAACGUUGGUGGUAGAGGAAAGCGGUUCUGUGUGCUUCUGUUCCACAUACAGGAUUCAUGAUUUUCUGUGUGUUCUUGUAUCUAACGUCUGUGAUUGUUUUGCAACUGAGGAUUCUAAAUAAACUUCAUCGUAAGAUGUUUGGCCCAUGAACUCCAAGCUCUUGCGUGCUCAAGGAUCUCACAGUGAGCUCAAAGGAGGCAAAAGAGAUGCUGCAGCCUUCUGAAACAUCUUGAAAAAUGUUUGGUUUAUGAAUUAUUCUAUUGUAUGA